Piliocolobus tephrosceles (Ugandan red Colobus) is the source of this 623-nucleotide messenger RNA. RefSeq names its product serum amyloid A4, constitutive (gene SAA4). The coding region runs from base 90 to 482 and encodes 130 amino acids. The record is from RefSeq and is a predicted model, not a curated record. Gene Ontology annotation, cellular component: extracellular region. The transcript has 4 exons. NCBI's taxonomy places the organism in Eukaryota, Metazoa, Chordata, Mammalia, Primates, Cercopithecidae.
AGCAGAGAUACCAACUAUAGCUCCAUGGCCAGAAGGUACCAGCAGCUUUGCUUUUACUGAAAUUUCAACUGAGAAAGGUCCACAGCACAAUGAGGCUUUUCACAGGCAUUGUUUUCUGCUCCUUGGUCAUGGGAGUCACCAGUGAAAACUGGUAUUCGUUUUUCAAGGAGGCUGUCCAAGGGGUUGGGGACUUGGGCAGAGCCUAUUGGAAUGUGUUGACAUCCAGUAACCAAAAUUCAAACAGAUAUUUCUAUGCUCAGGGAAACUAUGAUGCUGCCCAAAGAGGACCUGGGGGUGUCUGGGCUGCUAAACUGAUCAGCAGUACCAGGGUCUAUCUUCAGAGAUUUUUAGACUAUUAUUUGUAUGGAAACAGCAGCACUGUAUUGGAGGACUCGAAGUCCAAUGAGAAAGCUGAGGAAUGGGGCCGGAGUGGCAAAGACCCUGAUCGCUUCAGACCUGACGGCAUGCCUAAGAACUACUGAGCUUCCUGCUCCUCUGCUCUCAGGGGACUGGGCUACCAGCCACACACUUCUCCCCCCAGACAGGGACACAGGUUCGCUGAGCUUUGUGUCCCCAGGAACUGGGAUAGGGCACCUAGAGGUGUUCAAUAAAUGUGUGUCAAA